GUGGGGAGCGAGGGAACUAGCUAGCUCAGUUUGUCGUCUCCAUGGCGACCGCCCGCGCGGCGCCAGCCUGACAGUCCGUCCCGGUUUUAUGAAUGGGUGACGUCACAGGCCUGGCGUCUAACGGUCUGAGCCGCUUGUUCAGACGCUGACACAGACCGGCCCGGGAAGGAGAGGGGGGAGACUAGCUCCGCAGCUGCUGCGCCGUGGGAGGGAGACCCUGCUCUGAGGUCUUUGAGAAAAAAAUUUAAAAAUGUAGCCAAAAAUGGGAAAAAACAUUUAAAAAUCACGAGUUGUUGCAGGUUUAGGAAAUUUUUGCAAGGGGCUGCAAAUUCAAGGUGGAAUCGAAUGCAGCCUCACUCCACUGCACUCUAUGUAGUUCACUUCCCAGCCAUCCAGCCUCAAACUUACUAGACCUUCCCGAAUUAAUUGCUCCGACCCGGGGGGGAUCUGAGUAGGCCCUGCGGGUCUCAGGAACACGAACAGCAACAUUAUCUAGAAAUUGAGAAACCCCAGGGGAGCAGAUGUAAAGGAGCGCCCGCUUUAAGUUUCGGUCCCGAUAUUUGUAGAUCAAGGUCCCACAGGUAUCUUCCAAGAGGGUCCGGAAACCCAGGCUCUCUGGGCUAUCCAGAGCCAGCCGCUUCUCCGUUCGGGCCUCAACUUCUCUCAUCUGUGAAAUGGAGCUGGAGAAGUGAGAAAGUGAAUAUGGGAAAAACUGAUUCCUGAGGUCUUUUCAUUAUAAGGCAAUGCCGGCUUAGCUUCCUUGCCUCUUUCACGAGGAGCCCAGUGCAGCCCUCGCCUCCACCAGCUGCCCUGCCACCCACCCACCCUAGCUGUUCUUGAAACUCGGGUAGUCUUUCCAGAUUGAGAGGGUGCACUAGAAAAGCAUAAGGCGGGACCUAGGAGCGCGGGCCACGCCCCCACACCGCCCAUUGGCUGCUUUUGAACGUUCUGAGCCCGCCCCUCCGGGGGCCGUGGCAUGUUUAUAAAAGACCUGCGGUGGCUACGCGCUUUCAUUCCACGUUCUUAACUGUUCCGUUUUCCACCUCUGCUUCGGGCUCCCGCCUUCUCCGUUCGCUUUGCCCAUUCCGUUUCAGCCAGUCGCCGGGAAUCAUGAAAGUAGCCAGUGGCAGCACCGCCGCCGCCGCAGGCCCCAGCUGCGCGCUGAAGGCCGGCAAGACAGCGGGCGGCGCGGGCGAGGUGGUGCGCUGCCUGUCUGAGCAGAGCGUGGCCAUCUCGCGCUGCGCCGGGGGCGCCGGGGCGCGCCUGCCUGCCCUGCUUGACGAGCAGCAGGUGAACGUGCUGCUCUACGACAUGAACGGCUGCUACUCACGCCUGAAGGAGCUGGUGCCCACCCUGCCCCAGAACCGCAAAGUGAGCAAGGUGGAGAUCCUCCAGCACGUCAUCGACUACAUCAGGGACCUGCAGUUGGAGCUGAAUUCGGAAUCCGAAGUCGGGACCCCCGGGGGCCGAGGGUUGCCGGUCCGGGCUCCACUAAGCACCCUCAACGGCGAGAUCAGCGCCCUGACGGCCGAGGCGGCAUGCGUUCCUACGGACGAUCGCAUCUUGUGUCGCUGAAGCGCAUUCCCCAGGGAUCGGCGCACCCCAGCCAUCGGGGGCAAGAGGAAUUAAGUGCUCUGUGGUCUCCCCAACGCGCCUCGCCGGAUCUGGGGGCGAACUAGACAGAUCGGCGGCCACUGCGCCCUUACAGCAUCCAGCCUAGGGCUGAGGGACUGGAGAGGAGAGGGCGACCCUCUCUCCACACCUACUAGUCACCGGAGACUUUAGGGGGUGGGAUUCCACUCGUGUGUUUCUAUUUUUUGAAAAGCAGACAUUUUAAAAAAUGGUCACGUUUGGUGCUUCUCAGAUUUCUGAGGAAAUUGCUUUGUAUUGUAUAUUACAAUGAUCACCGACUGAGAAUAUUGUUUUACAAUAGUUAUGUGGGGCUGUUUCUUUGUUAUUAAACAAAUAAUUUAGAUGGUGG
Messenger RNA from Cercocebus atys (sooty mangabey), 1981 nucleotides. It is a transcript of the gene ID1, whose product is annotated as inhibitor of DNA binding 1, dominant negative helix-loop-helix protein. Bases 1111 to 1575 code for a protein of 154 amino acids. NCBI's taxonomy places the organism in Eukaryota, Metazoa, Chordata, Mammalia, Primates, Cercopithecidae. Gene Ontology annotation, cellular component: nucleus; cytoplasm. Gene Ontology annotation, biological process: cell differentiation; negative regulation of transcription by RNA polymerase II; circadian regulation of gene expression. The record is from RefSeq and is a predicted model, not a curated record. Gene Ontology annotation, molecular function: protein dimerization activity; transcription regulator activity. The transcript is spliced from 2 exons.